Messenger RNA from Desarmillaria tabescens, 1351 nucleotides. RefSeq lists its product as uncharacterized. The annotation marks the transcript as partial. The transcript has 4 exons. The record is from RefSeq and is a predicted model, not a curated record. Lineage: Eukaryota; Fungi; Basidiomycota; Agaricomycetes; Agaricales; Physalacriaceae.
ACUCAUGUGUAGCCGAAUUCCAAUUGUCCUGGCCGAGAAUCGCAAACUCUGCGUUCUACACCCAUGAAGAGAGCCUUGCCUUUUUGAAUCGAAUAAGCGCCAAAUGCAGUGCUCAUGUACCUGCACGCGAUUAACGCAAGGCGCCUUUGUUCAUCAGAUGCCCUCAACCGGAAGCCGCAAUUUGCUCGAGUCAUAUCUUUACCCGGCUUCCAUUCCGGUCCUCUUCGUCCUAUAAAUUCGCCUUGAUAAAUUUCGACCUCCAUCUCUCAAAUUCUUAACAAUGAACUUUACCUACCCAGAAAUCCGCAUCUACGACUCUGAGGGACGAGGUGCAUUCGACGACUCAUCUCCCCUCGAAAGCCUACAAGGUCUUCCUGAAAUAUCACCAGACAUUUGGGACCAAGGAAUCAUGAGAGGAUUUGAUCUUGAACCUAGUCUGUGGGGUUUCGUUGAAUCUUGUCACGCCACUCACAGGAUCGCGCCAGAUCCUUCUCAGUACCUCACCAGCCCGGCUGGCGACGAAGGGAUGCUUUUGGGUGACGGUACCAGCCCUUAUGGACUCGGAUACAACUACUACUUAACACCUUCGAAUUCACUUUCGCCCGCGUCCCCAAGCAUUCCUCUUCACACCCCAGAGGAUAUGCAAUAUCCCUUGCCGCAAUAUUCUCCGGUUCAGUUCAAUCAAGGAAGCGCCUUACUCAGACAGUCUUUCCAGUCUCUUCAUAUUUCGGCGGACUAUUCACAGCCCUCAUCUCCGACCUCCUCCACCAUCCAACCGACUACCAGCAACUUCCCAAAUACUUUUCCUACGGACUACGAUAGUCUCUGCUUGCUGUCACCUAUCUCCAUAACCGAAAGUGUGGCGCUCAGUCCCAGCCCUACCACUAGCGUAUUUAGUCUUCCCGACGAAGAACAACUUGAUACUGGAAGAGGGCAGAACCCUCUGGCUGGGAAGCGAUGUCCCCUUCCUGCGAACGCAAAACGCAAUCUUCGAAGUCCCCCGGAGCGUUCCGCUGUGGCGCAACAUCGUAAGAAGAUCAAUACGGCCAAGAAGGAACACGUGGCCAACGGCAGCGAGGCUAAGCGUAUACGCGAACGAAAGUACAAGUGCCACCAUGAAGGAUGCACGAAGACUUACACAGCUUCCCACAAUUACAAGGGUGCCGUCCUGUUUCGUCAUACUUCAUUUUGCAUGAUUUAACCUAGACUCGGGCUGCCGUGAGGAUUACGCGCAGGAAGUGUCUCUGUGUCGCCAUCACAGCAACUCUCACAAGGACUGCACAGAGCGCCACCGUCGCGCCGAUUAUGUAUGGGCAAGCAAAGAAGAGUGCCUAUAAAUUGUACUUUAAAG